Messenger RNA from Pelagomonas calceolata, 1344 nucleotides. NCBI's taxonomy places the organism in Eukaryota, Pelagophyceae, Pelagomonadales, Pelagomonadaceae. The record is from the annotation of a GenBank genome assembly.
AAAAGCUUUGCGCAUAGCAUUGAUCGCUUUUGCACGUUUCUGGACGCGUCACGAGCCACAGCACUCUAACCCUCAAGCGUGCACGCAGUACAGCGCUAACGCAGUCGCCGCGAGGGCAUCAAAACCAUGGCCGCAGUCCUGAGCCAAAAGGCCGCAGCCAAAGCCGAGCUACGGGGCAAAGCGGCAGAAAUGUACGCGAAGGAGGCCGACGCCCUCGCCAGCAACGGCGAGAACGAGGCGGCGGCGAGGAUGUACGAGCGGGCCGCAAAUGCUAUACAAGCGGACGCGAGCCCGACGAUUGAUUUGUUCGUGCCCGGGCGCCUCUGUUUGUUUGGCGAGCACUCGGACUGGGCCGGCGGCUUCCGGAGAUUUAACAGAGAGAUCGUGCCUGGUAAAACUCUGGUCCUCGGGACGCCGCAGGGCCUCGCGGCGCGUGUUAAAAUAUGCGACGAAUUGGUCGUGACGGCGACGAACAAUGCGGGGGAGAAAAUCGGGCCCUGGCGCUGCGCCAUGGACCGCGAGGAGCUGAGGCUGGCCGCGGAAGGCGACAGUUUUUUUUCGUACGUGGCUGGCGUCGCGCUGGUCGUGCUGACGAACCAUAGGGUGAGGGGUGUCGAGAUUGACCAGCACACCUCCACCCUACCCCUCAAGAAGGGCCUGUCCUCGUCGGCGGCGAUCUGCGUGUUAACGGCAAGGGCCUUUUCCGAGUGUUAUGGGUUGAAGCUCACGACAAGGGGCGAGAUGGAGUACGCCUACCUCGGCGAGGUCGCCACCGGGAGUUGUUGUGGCCGCAUGGACCAGGCCUGCGCCUUUGGGUCUAGGCCCACUUUACUGACCCACGACGGCGACCACCUCGAAGCUGAGCCCAUUGCCUUGCCGAAGACGCCUCUGCGUCUAUUGGUCGUGGACCUGGGCUGCGACAAGGACACGCCGUUGAUGCUGAAGAGCCUGCAGCGGUCCUUUCCUCAUUGUGAGGAUGACCGUGGGCGGUGCGUCCAUGCUUGGUUAGGUGAAGAGAACCAGAGACGCGUCGCGGAGGCGGUCAAGGCCGUGCGCGCGGGCGACGCCGAAACAUUGGGGGCGCUGAUGACGGCGGCGCAAAAAGAUUUUGAUCGGAGCGCGAUUCCCGAGUGCCCGUCUCAAUUCGCGGCGCCGACGCUGCAUGCCGUUUUGGGGGACGAGAAGUUGGCUGAGUUGUGCUGGGGCGGCAAGGGCAUCGGCUGCGGCGGCGAGGGCUCCGCGCAGCUCGUUUGUAGAUCAAAAGAGGCGCGCGACCGCGCGGCGUCGUACGUGAGGGACGAGCUCGGGAUGUGGUGCUGUUGCGUGGACGUCGGGGGUUCGUAA